Molecule: messenger RNA, 3957 nt
Organism: Schistosoma spindalis
Lineage: Eukaryota; Metazoa; Platyhelminthes; Trematoda; Strigeidida; Schistosomatidae
Source: the annotation of a GenBank genome assembly
AUGUGGACUCCUCCAGUUAGUGAUAAUCCCACACCUUUCAACAUUGAGCGAGAGCUGCUUCCUACUGUAAUUUCGGAACCAUCAUCCAAAACAUCUAGUAUAUCUUCAACUACUAACACUUUGGACCGUGAUUCGUUAAAGGAGAACUACCCACAAUAUACUCCACAAAACGUCAGAUACCAGCACUACCCAGUUCCGAAGGUUAGAUGCUUAUCGUUCCCAUACCAAACACUUCCCUCCUGUGGGUCGGUAGUGUAUUUGUAUACGUGGUCUCUCCCAAGGAAUGACAUAAUAACUCAGUUAUGUUCACUUGCUACAACCUGUUUUAAAGACACAAACACGACUGUCGGACUUUUGUUUUCUAAACAAAUAUCCAAAAAAGACUACGUUUGUCGAAUUCCUCUCUACCUAACUCGCGGUAUGGCUCGUUCACGUGUUCGAUUAACGGGAAAACUUACACUAAAUAAGAAAGAAUUAGAGUGUGUCGAAUCAGCUCAUCAUGUUAUAGCCGAAUUAAUUACAAAUAUUGCUCAUAUGUCUCAUGUUGGUUAUAAACCAUCAGAUCCUCUUCUCCGUGCCCAUUUUGAUAAACAAAACUCCUCAACGAAUAUCCCCGAAUCUCUCCGCGUCGUACUUUUUGAUCGAUUCGGUGACUUAUCAUUCAAUCCCGAGAAAGCAAAUAUCCUGUCAUUGGUGACGCUGAUUAGACUACCAGAUUAUACUAUCGAUUAUGAAGCACUCAACGCACUUCUAGAAUGGUCUCUUUGCCGAGAUAAUAGAAUUUCAACAGCUGAUGAUAAUUUGUCCACUCAUGUUAAACCUGUACAUGGUAUUGUGCCUAAAUGGCGAAUUCGCUUGAGUCAAAUUCCUCAAGACAAUUGGGUUGGUUUGGUCGUCAAACCUAAUCACUUACCGGAUAGUGAUCCUGGUAUGUUUUCUAUCUCAAAGGUUAGUUCGGAAACUGCUUCAAGUCCUCUUCCGGAAACCCUUGCUUCCAAACUUGGUGAUGCUCAGAAUGUUAAAGGCGCUUCUUCUCUAACUUAUUCCGACUACUAUAGAAUUAAACAUCAACAUAUGAGAACCAUAUCUUUCACAAUAAAUCCCUCACUACCAUUGUUUGAAUGUCUGAGAAUAACACGUCAUCAAAAUUCGACUCAAGUUAAUGCUGGUCUAAGGAAAAAUAAAGCAUCUAUCAAACCAUCAGUGUUCUUAUCUGAUGCUUGUUUAGUGCAUCCAUUGUCAUCAUGGAUUUGGUUCCAAGUUUCCUUGAUACCAACAAUUCUCUACCAAAUGUCACGAGCGUUACUAGCUUCACAACUAUUUACAGAGUUGAAUUAUGAACUGAAAAGUCCUCAACCAUUCUCUCAAAUUAGAAUAAAUUCAUUAACUAUAAGCAAUGAUUCACUUUCUCAUACAACCAUACUUGUCCCUGAUCGUUUAAGUGUUCCUGUUUUUUUGAAUGGUGAACCAAUGGAACGAAAUAACUUUGAUUUUGAAGUGGAUAGAACAACUUCAGAAAUAGAUAAAGAAUUGGAUAAUAAAGCCCAUAGUGAAAGUUUAGAGAAAUCUACAAUUUGCCCUCACCCUAAUAAUCUAAUUGAACCAACUACAUUACUCGGAGCUCGAGAUGCAGUAGAUCUUGAACGUUUAGAAUUUUAUGGUGAUUCAUUCCUGCAUUUUAUAGCUACAUUAUGUGUUUAUGGCACCAAUCCACAAGAUGCUGACGAAGGGUGUUUAAGUUCUAAAAGAGGUUCACUUGUAUCGAAUGCUCAUCUCUGCGAUAUUGCUUGUGACUUGAAAUGGUAUGAAUAUUGUACCGGUCAAACAUUUUCGCCACCAGAACACUUUUUACCCCCAUGCUAUUCUGUUGCAUCCGAGGCUUAUAAAUAUGAUCCACGUCUGUAUACUCGUUUAACAGAUAAAUCUUUGGCAGAUAUGAUUGAAGCACUUAUAGGAUGUUUCUUACUACGUUCAGGACUAUCUGCUGCAUUUAAUUUACUUCAUUAUUUUCAAAUAUGUCCAGUGAGUUGGAGCACUGUGAAAAAUGAUAAGCAUUACAAAGUUGAAGCUCCAUGGCACUUUUUUUUACAACCAAAAUUAUAUUCAGAACUAAAUUAUGGAAAUGAUUUCAAUCCUUCAUCUAGAUCCAUACAUAUUUCGAAGGAAAUUAUACUGGAAUUAAAUCAGAGGUUUUUUCAGUUACAAGAAAAACUAGGAUAUUGUUUUAAAGAAAUUGAAUUACUUGCGGAAGCUAUGACUCAUCAGUCAUCAUCUAAUAGACAAUAUUGGGGGAAUUAUCAAAGGUUAGAAUUUCUUGGCGAUUCCAUUUUGGGCCAUAUUAUCAGCAACUAUCUGUUUCAAAAAUGUCCUCAUUCAUCCCCAGGUGCAUUGACUACUGCACGAUCUACUGUUGUCAGUAAUAUUAAUUUAGCUAAUGUUGUUGUUGAGCAUGAAAUCCACCCGUUCAUCGAUUUUGGGAAUUGCAGUCAGAAAGCAUGCAUUGAUGAUAUAAAAAGUAUCCAUCGUCAAACCGAUUCACAUUUUGAACGUAUUGAGUUAAUUACAAAGAAGGUUUCUUCGGGGCUCAAUAUCAAGGUAUUGGCUGAUGUGUUUGAAUCGAUUCUCGGUGCAAUUUUUGUAGACAGUAAUGGUAAUCAUCAAGUCGUGUCUUCUAUUAUUCAUCGAUUCUUGGGUAAAACGAUGAAUUCUCUCAUUACUAAUUUACCUGUUCAACCAUUGAAUUUACCAUAUCCUGAAAUACAAUAUAACACCUCAACUACCAUGUCACAAAAGUUACAUGAAGAUGUUCAUAAUUCGGUUUUAUCGAUUAAAGGUUCUUCUAGUGAAGAUGAAGCAGUCAUAAAAACUCAGAAAAGACGUCACAUUAAUAAUAUGCUGUAUCAACAGACUUCAAAGUUUAGUGGUAACAAGAACUGCUCAUCUGAUGAUGAUUCUGAUAAGUUUGAUAACAGCACUCCUAAUACCGUCACUUAUAAGGCUUCUCAUUCCAAGGAAUCUAGGAUAACAAAAGAGCAGAUUGCAACUGCUACUGUGGAGGUCGAUACCGAUGUGAAAUGUGAUGCACAAGCUAUCUUUGAAAAGGCUCAAAAAUUAAACCAGGAAUCCCAGAGUCGUAAUAUAUAUAAGGGACUCAACAAUUAUGCUCAGUACAUUGAGAAGAAAGACACUGUUAUGGGCAAUGCAUCUAGUGGCUUCAACCGUAAAGGUCCCAUGCGAGCGCCAGCCAAUUUAAGAGCUACUGUAAGAUGGGAUUAUCAACCGGAUAUUUGUAAAGACUACAAAGAAACAGGAUUUUGUAGUUUUGGGGAUAGCUGCAAGUUUCUGCAUGACAGAUCAGAUUAUAAACAUGGUUGGCAAAUAGAACAAGAAUUGGCCGAAGGAGUAUAUGGAAUUGAUGGUGAAGACAAUCGUUACGAAAUAUCGCACAACUUUUCUGAAGACGAAGGCUUUGAAGAUAUUUCCUUAUUUUGCAUGAUUUGUCGCAAAGACUAUAAAGACCCAGUUGUAACCAUAUGUAAACAUUACUUUUGUAGUGAUUGCGCUCUUCAGCGAUAUAAGAAAACUGCACGGUGCUACGCAUGCACUACAGAUACCAAAGGCUUUUUCAAAUUUGCCAAGAAUCUAUUGUCCCGUAUUACUGUACUGCGUGAAAAAAAGAAGAAGCAUUCUGAAUUAAGCGAAAGUGAUCAAGAAGAUCAACAUCAUUCCUGUUCGCAUUCUCCUGUUCAAUGUAAAGGAGAACAAACUGAUAAAGGUGACUGUCUUAACAAAAGUGUGGAGACUGGUUGGGUUUCAACCAAUAAAGUCCAACUUCCAAAAUCAUCAGAGCCGAAUUGGGCCAAACCCGAAGCACCAGAAUAUUGCGAUUCUGAUGAAGAAAGCGAUUAAUGCGUUACUGUUACACACAAAUGCACAAAUAUGUAUAUACAUCUGAAA